CUCGGCUCUCGCUAUUAUUUAUUUUUAUGUUUGCCAGCAUAUCCAUGGCAUCCCUACUAUAUAUACCAGUAGAGCUAGGUAGCUAAUGCCCACACUUCAUCAUUGGUAUCCAACCAAAGGAGAACAAGCACCAUGGAUCGCCUCUUCAUCGUCCUCGUCUUGCUUCUGGCGCCGCAUGUCGUGCAAGGCAUCUACCCGCAGGGCCUUCUCAUGCAGUUGAAGCUCACGUAUCCCGAGUGGGCACCGAACGCCGUUGUCGAUAUCGGAGCCAACAUUGGCGCGUGGGCUCAUCGCGUUCGCGUCAACUACCCCGACGCCAAGAUACUGAUGCUGGAAGCAACACCCAACCACCGACAACGACUGGAACAACGAUGUGAAGAACUGGGUCCUCAAGCAACAGAAUUCAAGAUUGCCGUGCUGUCGGGAACCACCGGCGACACGGUCGAGUUUUUCCAGGACGGCAAUACGGGCAACUCGUUUCUGAGAGAAAACUCGCAACAUUACAGCAACUCCAAGCCUGUUUCACGCACCACCAGUCGUUUAGAUGAUAUCAUUCAAGAGUCGUUUCUGAAAUCGGAGGAAUACAUUGAUUUCAUCAAGGCGGACGUUCAAGGAGCAGAACUCAUGGUCUUGGAAGGUGCAGAAGAGACAUUGGCCAAGGCAACAUUUGUGCAGUUAGAAUCAGGGAUCAUUGAAUACAACCAAGGAGGGGCUUGUUUCUACGAAAUUGAUGCAUUUCUGCGGAGCAAGGGGUUUUAUUGGUACGAAAUGAGUGAUAUUACACGCCGAAGGGAGUACGGAACUCUAGGUUUGGGACAAUUUGACGUGCUUUACGUGAACCCGUCUUCUCCGAGGCUCCCCCAAGCUUUCAAACAGUUGAAUGGGCAGUAUUGUGGAAUGAAUAGUAACAGGCAACCAAACAACAGCGGCCCAGUUCUGAGCUCUCGACUGACGGCGCUCUUGGACACAUACGGUUUGCUAGAACUGGAGCAAGCCAUGGAAGCCAUCAGUGUGGUACCCAGCGGCACGUGGAGCAGACUCGUUAUCUCAUUCGUCAUGGUGUGUCUUGCAUUCUUUGCUGGAGUCCUGUACGGAGUCAAGAAGGCCCACAAAACGCUCAGAUGUACUCAGUAGCUAAGCGCAAAAACGGCUCAAUCUGCAUGAUGUGUAUACCGGUACUAUACCUCCUGCAUCCAUGGAUUUGAUGAGUGGGUCUGGUGAAACGCACCGGCAAGAUAAUCAUGCAGUUGAGACACACCCGU
Molecule: messenger RNA, 1262 nt
Organism: Seminavis robusta
Lineage: Eukaryota; Bacillariophyta; Bacillariophyceae; Naviculales; Naviculaceae
Source: the annotation of a GenBank genome assembly